Drosophila melanogaster (fruit fly) is the source of this 2670-nucleotide messenger RNA. RefSeq names its product PNGase-like (gene Pngl). NCBI's taxonomy places the organism in Eukaryota, Metazoa, Arthropoda, Insecta, Diptera, Drosophilidae. The coding region runs from base 95 to 1990 and encodes 631 amino acids. The record is from RefSeq and is marked reviewed. Gene Ontology annotation, molecular function: peptide-N4-(N-acetyl-beta-glucosaminyl)asparagine amidase activity. The transcript has 6 exons. Gene Ontology annotation, biological process: glycoprotein catabolic process. Gene Ontology annotation, cellular component: cytoplasm.
CAACACCAUAACCCUUUGUGUCUGCAUGAUUGUCAUCCGCCGGCCACCCCUACUAACGACGAAACCAAUCUGAUAGUGGCAGCUGGUCAUCAACAUGGUGGACAUAAACUUGGAGUGCGUGCACCAGAUCGAACCGAAGACCCGUUCUGCUGGUCAGCAGCAGCAGGAGCGAGGGUUAAAGGAAGCCUACCUGGAAGCGGUCCGCAUUCUGUUAGUGCUGCUGGAGAACAUCUUGGCGCAGCCGGAGAACUCCAUGUUCCGCACCAUACGGCAGGAAAACAAAGCUAUUAAAGAAAAGCUGCUGUCCUUGCCCGGCUGUGAGAGGUUACUGGAAGCCAUAGGCUUCGUACGCGCCCCCAGUUCCAACGCCUACACCUUGCCCACAGAGGUGUCACUGCAGCAGGUGAAGAAGUACAGAGAUGCGCUGAGCGAGAGACGCACUGCCUGGCUUAACGGCACAGUGUCAAAAAGUCCUCCUCAACAAAGCACCACCAGCACCACGCCCUUGUUCAUCAAGCCUUCUGUGGAAUAUCGCCAUAGAAUCGCCUUCCCCCGUGUAUUGCGCACCAAUAAUAACUUUCUGCAGUCGCUAGAGCUUUAUUCCGAUGCAGUCAUGCAGUACGAGGAUAACCUGCUGCUGGCUACUGGCCGCACUCUGAUUCCUGUGGAAGAGCUCACCGAAAUGGCAAGCGAGAAACUGAUAGACAUCCAAGAUCAAAUUGCGUCGGGUGAGCGCCAGGAGAAGGAGCCAUGUGUUCGCGACUUGCUGCUUGUGGAGCUGGUAAACUGGUUCAACACGCAGUUCUUCCAGUGGGUAAACAAUAUACCUUGCCGCGUGUGUGGGAGUGAAGAGAGCAGGCUGCGCCGCACUGAACGGGAAGGUGAUAUAAGGGUGGAAGUCACCGUUUGCUGCGGCCAGGAGAGCAAGUUCUACCGCUAUAACGACAUUUCCCAGCUCCUAGUUUCCCGUAAGGGCCGUUGCGGAGAAUAUGCCAAUUGCUUCACAUUCCUCUGUCGCGCCCUCGACUACGACGCCCGUAUUGUCCACUCGCAUUUUGAUCACGUCUGGACCGAGGUGUACUCCGAGGCCCAGAUGCGUUGGCUCCAUGUUGACCCCUCCGAGAACGUUAUAGAUUCUCCGCUGAUGUAUCAGCAUGGCUGGAAACGUCACAUCGACUACAUUCUUGCAUACUCUAGGGACGACAUCCAAGAUGUGACUUGGCGCUAUACUAAUGACCACCAGAAGAUUCUACACCUACGAAAGCUGUGCGGGGAAAAAGAAAUGGUGCAAACGCUGGACGCGAUUCGAGCAAAGCGGCGGCAAAAUUGCACCGCCGAUCGAAAGUUAUUCCUCAGCCAGCGCAAUAUGUACGAGGUCAUCGGCUUGACGCUAGAGCGUAAGCCGACAGAAAACGAGCUGAAGGGUCGGAGUUCGGGAAGUCUUUCUUGGCGGCAGUCACGUGGAGAGCAUACUUUUACCAAUAUAUUCGUUUUCAAUCUAAGUGCAACCGAACUACAAAAAAGGCAACUUAAUGUGCGUUACAGCUGUGCCACCGAUACAUACGAACGAUAUGCCAAAGAAGGAGAACACAUCACUAUUUUGGAUAGCUAUAAGACAUGGCAAAAAGCGCAAUUUUCCUCAAAGAACAUAUUUCGGAAAGUGGAACGCGAUUGGAAAAUGGCAUAUUUGGCUAGACUGGAGGAUACCGAUUGCGGAGAAAUUGCCUGGACGUUUGAUUUCAGCAAGACCAAUUUAAAGGUUAAGUCUUACAACUUAGUUUUCGAGACAAAAACUUUUGGCGACGGAAAAAUCAGCGUGACUGUCGAUGCCACCGACGGAAGCGCUUCGGUUGAAAAUGCCACUGGAUUCAAAAUAGUGGCCAAACUUACGGGUGGCAAGGGCGAUGUAGCAUGGCAACACACACAACUGUUCAGGCAGAGUCUUAAUUCAAGAGACUAUCCCUUCGAUCUGCAAGUGCAACUACAUUGAAGUCCUCAAAAAAUAUUUUGGAGAAAUUAAAAUGUAAUUGUAAAUAAUAUAAACGAUUCCCAGUCUGGAUGAAAAUAUAAUAAUCAAAAAUGUAUAUUAAAAAUUAAAUAAAGGCACAUAGUGUCGCUAUAUGUAAUUAUACUUGAAGUUUUAAGGACUAACUUUUAUGAAAUUUCUAUAUAUAUAGAACAAGCGCAUGGAAACAGUUAAUACAAAAUAUAAGGUUCUUAGAUUUGGGUUGCAGUUAAUUAAAAUAUGAAUGACAAAUUUAGAAACGACAUUUAAACUUUAUUUUCUUCUAUAUGUCAAUAUUUAUUUCAUCCGGAAUCAAAGCAAUAAAUAAUUUUAUUGGUCACAAUUGCUGGGACGAUUUUUCAAGAUUUACAUAUAUAGAUGAAAAAAGGCAAGACAAUUAAAAAGACUAGAUCGACUCGGCUAGUGAUCCUGAUAAAGAAUUCAUAUACUUUGUAUAUUUUGCUUACAACUAACGGGUAUACAAAUAGAUAUCAUAUGUAGGUAUUCAGCGAUUUUCAGAGAACCGCGCAGUGAUUUUGCCAUUUUACAUCACCAAAAAGUCAUUCGAUUAUUGCCUGCCCUUUAUGAAUAUCGGUAUAUUAAAAUUUUUCGAAACAUGUUUUUCGCUAAUCAUCUACAACAAAAUGCGCAUAUAUAUAUGAAUC